This is a messenger RNA of Rhagoletis pomonella (apple maggot), 663 nucleotides long. RefSeq names its product putative nuclease HARBI1. The coding region runs from base 14 to 442 and encodes 142 amino acids. Lineage: Eukaryota; Metazoa; Arthropoda; Insecta; Diptera; Tephritidae. The record is from RefSeq and is a predicted model, not a curated record. The transcript has 2 exons.
AGUGCGGCGAGUCAUGCAGAGAGCUUUUGACAAUGGAAGCCGCAACAUGCUUUUGAUUGGCGAUUCUGGAUACCCCUUAGAGCCAUGGCUCAUGACGCCUUUACCGAACCAACCUGAGGGUACUCCUAAAUUUCAGUACAACGAGGCGCUAUGCAAAGCCCGAAAUCCAGUGGAGAGACUAUUUGGUGUACUUAAAGGAACGUGGCGAUGUUUAUCGCAACAAAGGGUGUUGUUAUACGAUCCUGGUUUUGCUGGUAAGGUUGUGAGCGCGUGCUCAACCUUGCAUAACAUCCGUUUGGGCGAGCAAAUAAAUGAACUUGACAACAAUAAUAUAAUAAUAGAAACACAUGCACAUGCAGACGGUACCGACGAAAAUUCAAAUUCAGUAUCUUCCGUUGCAAAACGUGUCCAAGACCGAUUAAUUACUAACUUCUUCUCUUAAAUACUUGAUUUAUUUUAUUUUAAAUUUAGAUGUUUAUCUAUGCACUGAUUUUGUCUCCUAACCACUUAAUUUUUUUCUUCUAAAUUUACAUACAGUAUUCGUAAUUUAGUUUUUCAGAAUGUUUUCAAUCAGAAACCAUUUUCUCAAAUUUUUUUUUAAAUAUAGGUUAUUCUAUAACAAAGACGUUAGAAAUAUAUCUUGCAAACUUUGUACAAUAUUCA